AUGUUUUCAAUAGCGGAUGGAUAUUGUCACAUGACGCUUUCUACGUCACAACGUUUUCUUUGUAUAAAUACAAUACAUGAACUAUAUUAAACGUAGAAGCAAGAAGACAUCUUUAAAGAGAGUUUUGUGAAGUUUUCUCUGAAGUCAAUCGUGCAAAGAUGCAGAUCUUCGUGAAGACCCUGACAGGCAAGACCAUCACCCUUGAGGUUGAGCCAAGCGACACCAUUGAGAACGUGAAGGCCAAGAUCCAGGACAAGGAGGGCAUCCCCCCAGACCAGCAGAGGCUGAUAUUUGCCGGCAAGCAGCUAGAAGAUGGCCGCACCCUCUCAGACUACAACAUCCAGAAAGAAUCCACCCUCCAUCUUGUGCUGCGUCUCAGGGGAGGCAUGCAGAUCUUCGUGAAGACCCUGACAGGCAAGACCAUCACCCUCGAGGUUGAGCCAAGCGACACCAUUGAGAACGUGAAGGCCAAGAUCCAGGACAAGGAGGGCAUCCCCCCAGACCAGCAGAGGCUGAUCUUUGCCGGCAAGCAGCUAGAAGAUGGCCGCACCCUCUCAGACUACAACAUCCAGAAAGAAUCCACCCUCCAUCUUGUGCUGCGUCUCAGGGGAGGCAUGCAGAUCUUCGUGAAGACCCUGACAGGCAAGACCAUCACCCUUGAGGUUGAGCCAAGCGACACCAUUGAGAACGUGAAGGCCAAGAUCCAGGACAAGGAGGGCAUCCCCCCAGACCAGCAGAGGCUGAUCUUUGCCGGCAAGCAGCUAGAAGAUGGCCGCACCCUCUCAGACUACAAUAUCCAGAAAGAAUCCACCCUCCAUCUUGUGCUGCGUCUCAGGGGAGGCAUGCAGAUCUUCGUGAAGACCCUGACAGGCAAGACCAUCACCCUUGAGGUUGAGCCAAGCGACACCAUUGAGAACGUGAAGGCCAAGAUCCAGGACAAGGAGGGCAUCCCCCCAGACCAGCAGAGGCUGAUCUUUGCCGGCAAGCAGCUAGAAGAUGGCCGCACCCUCUCAGACUACAAUAUCCAGAAAGAAUCCACCCUCCAUCUUGUGCUGCGUCUCAGGGGAGGCAUGCAGAUCUUCGUGAAGACCCUGACAGGCAAGACCAUCACCCUCGAGGUUGAGCCAAGCGACACCAUUGAGAACGUGAAGGCCAAGAUCCAGGACAAGGAGGGCAUCCCCCCAGACCAGCAGAGGCUGAUCUUUGCCGGCAAGCAGCUAGAAGAUGGCCGCACCCUCUCAGACUACAACAUCCAGAAAGAAUCCACCCUCCAUCUUGUGCUGCGUCUCAGGGGAGGCAUGCAGAUCUUCGUGAAGACCCUGACAGGCAAGACCAUCACCCUCGAGGUUGAGCCAAGCGACACCAUUGAGAAUGUGAAGGCCAAGAUCCAGGACAAGGAGGGCAUCCCCCCAGACCAGCAGAGGCUGAUCUUUGCCGGCAAGCAGCUAGAAGAUGGCCGCACCCUCUCAGACUACAACAUCCAGAAAGAAUCCACCCUCCAUCUUGUGCUGCGUCUCAGGGGAGGCAUGCAGAUCUUCGUGAAGACCCUGACAGGCAAGACCAUCACCCUCGAGGUUGAGCCAAGCGACACCAUUGAGAAUGUGAAGGCCAAGAUCCAGGACAAGGAGGGCAUCCCCCCAGACCAGCAGAGGCUAAUCUUUGCCGGCAAGCAGCUAGAAGAUGGCCGCACCCUCUCAGACUACAACAUCCAGAAAGAAUCCACCCUCCAUCUUGUGCUGCGUCUCAGGGGAGGCAUGCAGAUCUUCGUGAAGACCCUGACAGGCAAGACCAUCACCCUCGAGGUUGAGCCAAGCGACACCAUUGAGAACGUGAAGGCCAAGAUCCAGGACAAGGAGGGCAUCCCCCCAGACCAGCAGAGGCUGAUCUUUGCCGGCAAGCAGCUAGAAGAUGGCCGCACCCUCUCAGACUACAACAUCCAGAAAGAAUCCACCCUCCAUCUUGUGCUGCGUCUCAGGGGAGGACCUUAAGUUUCCCCUGCUUUUUUCAAAAGUUACCAAAUAUAUUUUUCAAUUCUUGAAGCCAUAAAGGUUUUUAGUUUAUUUUGUAUUCAGUUUCCUUUCACAGCUUUGAUGUUAUUAUACAAACAAUAAUACAAUGGAUCUUAAAUUGAUUACAUGAGGUGUGUUUGACAAUGUGUAAGAAACAUAGUAUAUUGUCACACUUGUAAUGAAACAAUGCUAUUUAAUUAAACCUUUAUAUAUAUAUGCUAAA
Messenger RNA from Oncorhynchus gorbuscha (pink salmon), 2232 nucleotides. RefSeq names its product ubiquitin B (gene ubb). Gene Ontology annotation, molecular function: protein tag activity; ubiquitin protein ligase binding. Gene Ontology annotation, biological process: modification-dependent protein catabolic process; protein ubiquitination. The transcript has 2 exons. Gene Ontology annotation, cellular component: nucleus; cytoplasm. NCBI's taxonomy places the organism in Eukaryota, Metazoa, Chordata, Actinopteri, Salmoniformes, Salmonidae. The record is from RefSeq and is a predicted model, not a curated record. The coding region runs from base 159 to 1988 and encodes 609 amino acids.